AUGGGGGCGACCAAAAACCAUCAGCGCCCGAUGAAAGCCACCGACUUCAACAGUUUGCCGCCCGAGCUGGUCUGCAAUAUAAUAGAAGCUUUAGUUGUCAAAAUUGGCAUCCUUAAAGCAGUUAAAUAUCGAUCUGUAAACAAGCGCUUUGAUGCAGAGAUUAUGGUUUCCAUAUGCGUUAGCCGCGUUGUGAAUCCUUACGACCCCCGCCUCGAUUUAGGCCCAGUGGCACCUCUGGAUCUCAGAGCAAGGGUUUUACUACCAAAGGCUACGUCUUCAAAUCGCAAUAUCGUACCAGAUCCGAAGGUGAAAGCCAUUGCGUAUGUAAAUGCAGAGCUAGACGCUUUGGUCGGUCACACUUCCCAGGAUGUCACCUUUGAGAGACACUUGAAGAUUGCAAAGGCAGUUUCACAUCAUUACUGGCGUACCAGCGCCUAUGCUUAUUCCACCUGUAGUAGCCUCCCAGGGCCCGAGAAGGAUCGAGCGCAAACCAUCUUGUGCGGCGCAAUAGUGCUUGGCGAUUUGUCCAUAGUCCGCUCUUUGGUCAAAGACUUCAAUGACUCCAAAGACGCCUCAUUGCCAUUUAUAAAGGAAUCGCUCCAGUCUAGCUUGGCGUUCCAUCCGAUCUAUGGCUUCAACGACAACUUAUUUUCAUUGAAUAGGGACUCAUUCUCAUUGAAUAGGGAUUCGCUCCUGUUUGGCUACCCGCUCCAUCUGGCCGCCGCCUGGGGUCACAUCGACAUUGUUCGCUAUCUCCUCGAGAUGGGCGCUGAUCCUAGGAUUACUACGCCGUCUUUUGACCGUAGGAAUCAGCCCACUGCCACUUGGUUGCUUCCCGCCAGGGCACCUGCGUCAAUCCUGCAAGUCGUUGAUUGGCGUAAUGCUGAUCGCUCCGUCACCGGCAGCCCUCUAAGAGUCGCUGUAUUGGCUGGCCAUGACGAUAUUGCACGUUUGCUCAUGGAGCCGGAGCACCGACAAGAUACAGAUAAAGUCGAAUUCUUCCAAGCCAUCUUGGCCACAGCCCGUAUGGGCCAUCUGGACAUCCUUGAACUUCUUCUUAAUGCUACCGAGGGAAAAUCGCUUCUUGCGUAUCCACUGCUGGCACAAGAAUACUUGAGAGCGGCAGUGCUCUACAAAAACACUGCGCUAGUCAACCAUCUGUUGAGCCUGGGCAUAUGUAUCAACACAGAGAACGAUUUCGGUCGAUUGCAUGGCCUCCCUUGCGCACUAUCGAUAGCAAGUAAACAAGGGAAUACGCCCAUGGUCCGCUUACUGCUGAGCAAGGGAGCGGAUGCCACGAUCCCUAACCAUCCCACGAUCCCAGACUACACUGCAACUCGGCCAACAAAGAAAAUACCGAUAGCUCCCGUCGAAUGUGCAGCAUUUCAAGGUCACCAGGAGAUAGUGAGCCUACUUUUAAAUCAUGGGGCUUCUGUGGCGGCAGCGCUGCUCUUCGCGUCGCUAGGCAGCCAGUCGCACUUGGUUAGUUGGCUUUGCCAACAAUAUCCAAGCGUCGUGCAAUCUGAUCCAUCAUCGGAACAACCAACAGCUGGAAUCGCCGCCAUGUACGAGGCUAUCAAGAAUCUCAAUCCACACAUAGUCAAAACACUAGCGACGGCUGGGGUUUCGCUCAAUGAAUCCCGAUUCUUGGGUAUAACUUUGCUUGACCAGGCAAAAGCAGAGCUGGGGUCAGAAGCCAUCGAGCUUCUUCUUUCUUGUGGAGUAAUAGAUGCCGAUCCGCCUCCCCAAGGUACUUCUUACAAUAGGAAAUACGGUACUCGAUUCCAUGCAUGCGGACGUGUAUCCAUUGCACCGCAAACAUGGGAGUGGGCAGGCAGGUAUUAG
Molecule: messenger RNA, 1845 nt
Organism: [Torrubiella] hemipterigena
Lineage: Eukaryota; Fungi; Ascomycota; Sordariomycetes; Hypocreales; Clavicipitaceae
Source: the annotation of a GenBank genome assembly